Culex pipiens pallens (northern house mosquito) is the source of this 5125-nucleotide messenger RNA. RefSeq names its product organic cation transporter protein-like. Gene Ontology annotation, biological process: transmembrane transport. Gene Ontology annotation, cellular component: membrane. Bases 355 to 2064 code for a protein of 569 amino acids. Gene Ontology annotation, molecular function: transmembrane transporter activity. Lineage: Eukaryota; Metazoa; Arthropoda; Insecta; Diptera; Culicidae. The record is from RefSeq and is a predicted model, not a curated record. The transcript has a single exon.
CGUACAGACAGACAGUGCCUACUGCUUAGUCCAACUAGGGAACUGCCGGUCGGCAGACUCGGACGUUGAUUCAUUCCUCGUUGAGCGCGCGUUCGGUGCGGACCACAUUUUCUUUUUUCCUACGAUUACGGAGGGGGACACCUCCGGGGGUCAGAUAGUCAUAGUCGCCGCCGGCUUGGGGAAUCCGUUGGUGACGACACGCGAGUUUCAAGUGCUACGAGUCGUACGAUAUAGCGGAACUUGAAGAAGAAUCGCGUGAUUCGAGUGAAAAAGUGUAGCUGGAGGAAGGAAGAGUGCGUGUGCACAGGCGCGUCGCGUGGCCACUCGGAAAUCGAUAAAAUCAUCCCGGCAAAGAUGGGUUACGACGAAGUGUUGGAGCAUCUGGGUGGGUUUGGCCGGUACCAGAAGAAGAUCUACGUGCUGUUGUGUUUGCCGGCGAUUAGCUGUGCGUUCCACAAGUUGGCCGGCGUGUUUUUGCUGGCCACGCCGGACUACCGGUGCCGGUUGCCCUUUGAGAUUGGGAACAAUGUGACGUACGAGUUGCCGCCGGAUGUGCUGGCGAUGGCCUACCCGAUGGAUUCGUUGUCGAAGAAGUACUCGACCUGCAGCUAUCUAGACGCGAACUAUACCGAGACGUACUUCAACGGGGGGACGCCGGCCAAGGAGGUGGUCAAUUGUGAUCGGUGGAUUUACGACCGGUCCCGGUACGAGAGUAGCACCGUAACGGAUUGGGACAUGGUGUGCGACCGGAACUGGCUGCGAGCAUCGGCAGAUUCGCUGUUCAUGGUCGGAGUGAUGCUCGGGAGUAUCAUCUUUGGGUACCUCUCGGACAAGUACGGCCGCAAACCGAUCUUCUUCGCAUCGCUGGUCACGCAGGUCAUCUUUGGAGUGCUGGCCGGACUUGCGCCGGAGUUCUUCACGUACACGAUCGCUCGUAUUCUGGUUGGAGCCACCACUUCCGGGGUGUUUCUCGUGGCGUACGUCAUUGCGAUGGAAAUGGUCGGCCCGAAGGAUCGUCUGUACGCCGGAGUCGUGUGUAUGAUGUUCUUCUCGGUUGGAUACAUGCUGACGGCGGCGUUUGCGUACUUUAUCCACGACUGGCGCAGUCUUCAAAUCGCCCUAACUCUACCAGGAAUCCUGUUCCUCAGCUAUUGGUGGUUCAUCCCGGAAUCUUCCCGCUGGCUCAUCUCCAACAAUCGCCCAACGGAAGCCAUCACUCUGAUCCAAAAGGUCGCAAAAUCCAACCAAGUCACCGUUCCGUCCGACGUUCUGGACAAACUCGUCGAAGAGGACAAGGCCGCCCUCGAGUCGGACAAGAACGAACCCAAACCUUCCCUGCUGGAUGUCUUCAAGCACCCGAAUCUCCGCCGCAAAGCCCUGCUCAUCUUCUUCGACUGGUUCGUCAACAGCGGCACCUACUACGGCCUGUCCUGGAACACAAACAACCUGGGUGGAAACCCACUGCUCAACUUUGUCAUCAGCGGUGCCGUUGAAAUCCCGGCCUACUCGUUCCUCCUGCUGACCCUGAACCGGUGGGGUCGUCGAACCAUCCUGUGCGGCUGCAUGAUCUUCGCCGGAACUAUGCUCCUCUCCACGAUGUUCGUCCCCAGCGACAUGUCCUGGCUGAUCGUCGUCCUCGCCAUGCUCGGCAAGCUGGCCAUCACAUCCAGCUACGGCACCGUGUACGUCUUCUCCGCCGAGCAGUUCCCCACCGUCAUCCGGAACGUGGCCCUCGGCGCGGCGUCCACCUCGGCCCGAAUCGGCGGAAUCCUCGCCCCGUACUUCAACCUCCUCGGAGACUACUGGCAACCGCUCCCGCUGCUCAUCUUCGGCGCGAUGGCCUUCGCCGGAGGUCUGCUGUCCCUCCUACUUCCCGAAACGCACAACCAAAAGCUGCCCGAAACCAUCGCCGACGGGGAAAACUUUGGCAAGGUGAAAACACUUCCCGGGGAGGACGGCGCGGAACGGGCUCCGGAGGAGAUGCAGGUCCUGAACGCGACCGUCGAAGCCGUCAACGAGAAGCGACCCGCGGAGGAGACCGACGCCGAGGAUGGGAAGUUCUAAGGGGGUAGAGUUUAAGAUAACGUAAGAUGUUCCGCGGCAGGAGGUACUUAAGCUUAAGUCUACGAUUUCAAAGUCGUCAGCUCAUUUUGACGGUGAUGAUAACGACAAAACACAGACAAACAGACGAAACUUUUGAUUGAAAUCUAUCGUCACUGCGUGAAUUCCACGACACUAGCGCAAUCUGGUGAGCAAUCGUCCAAAACUGUGAAUAUCUGUUGGAUUUUUUUUUGAAACCUGACUUAAAUUCACCAAACUACAUUUGCCAAACUUUUUUUUGAGUAGUGUAAUACCUCCUUUAGAUUUGCAUCUUACUCGCACUUUUUUGUUUGCAGAAAAUUUAGCCUACAUACAUUUUGCCUUGUUUAAAAGUUUGGCAAACUGUCAAACACGUUUUUUUUUUAGUUUUAUUUAAUUUUUGACGAAAUCUCAGUCAUUUUCGAUAGAGUUUAAAAAAAAAUAAAAUGUGUUUUUUGUCAAAAAAAAAAGUCAAGAGCAUGGUUGAAAAUGUGACUUGUUGCAAAUGUCAAAUUUAGGUCAGUUACCGAAAUCUGUCCGAAUUGCACUAAAUUUUCUUCAAAUUCCGAAUGAAGUUAAUCCAUUUUUUUCAACAAAAUUCAUUCCUAACGUUGGUGAAAGUCACCUUAAGCAAAUAAACAACAACAUUUCCAACGCUGGUAUUUCCCUGCGAAAAAGCUUUGUUUACAAACUAGACAGCGCUCAACUGUCGGAACGUUUGACAGUUUGAAAAAAGUAUGCAGGCAAAAAAAGCAGACGAACUGUUUAAAACAAACAGGUGUGUGUCUUUUCUAGUUUGAAAGCAAAGUUUGACAUAAUGGAAUACCACAUUAAUGAAGUUUACACGCUCAUUUGAAAUAACUCAUUUUCGCUCAGAUUUCGUGAAAAUCAAUUUUUCUCAAGGAUGUAUUAGACUAUUACAAACAAACUCGCACUUAUUGACAGUUUGGUAGUUUGCCUGCUUUUUUUGCUUGUCUGUAUUUGUUUGUCAUAGUCUAAUGCCUGCUCCAGUACUGAUUUUUGGGGAGUUUUCUUACAUCUACGAUCGAUAGCAAUUCGAGUGUCUCGUCUGUUUGUCUGUGGCCACGAUUUCAAUCACCUUCUGUUCGUCUGUAUUAGCAACAACACUAGAUAGUAUUCAGCAGCACUCUCGAUAGGUAUUUGAUUUAGCAGUAUAGAUUAUAUUUACGUACAUCGCAUGAAUGACAUCGCCGUCGAAUUCGUAGUCGUCGCAGCGAUUUCAAGUUCACUUCAAAGAAAGACACAUAAAGAGGGGAGAAAGAGUUAAACUUUAGACUGGUAAGCGCGAUAAUUGCUCGUAAUGAAGUAGAAACACACCUCUUGCAGGUAUGUACGCUCGUGAGGGGAAAUCGAUUUCCCCUUAUUUUUCCAUGCCUGAGAAAUGUGAGACCAUCGUACGAUAUUUUUGUUCGCUCACACCAAUCAUCAUCGUACGAGAUCGGAUGUUACUGGACAAAAAAGAGCGUAGAAUAGUGUGCCGGCAGAAUCGCUCCAAAUAGCUCAAGGUGGAAAAGGAAAGAGGAGAUGGGUUAUUUACCUUCUUUGAACUCUUAUUUUUUUGCACAAUUUCGGCGUCACGUCUGGACCCGCAUAAUUAUGAUUCUUUGGGCACCUGGAGGGAGAGCUACCGGCUUUUAUUUCGAGUCUGUUGCACUCAAAUUUGAGAUGAUAAAAAAGAAACGUCAAAAAUUCCAAGCUGGAUUCGAACCCAGACCUUUUGCAUGACAGUCGGUGGCGAUACCUACACCUUUUAUAUUGAAAACUUUCAGAUGUUAUCGAAUAUCAAACCAAUUUCGAGUGUAGAUUGCAAAAUUACUGCAGUAAAGUGAACUCUGCGAUAAAUUUCAACCCAAAGAAAAAUCCUCGCGCCAUAACUCAUAAUUAGAUGGCAUUACCAUCGAGUUUCACGCCGAGAACACCUGCUGUUUCGAUAAAACUCCACUCAAGCGAAAAUUCCGAGCCAAUUCUCGGAACUAUCCUCGCACUUUAAUGCUUUUCCCUAAAUUUACGCGCAUGUCCGCAGCUUCCAACAAAGCAAAAAAAAAAAAAAAUGGGCGCGCUCAAACUCAAUUUUUAUCGUCCGAUGUCGUGCGAUGAACUUCAAGUAAGUGCUUCUCGGAAAUCCUGUGCCUGCUUUGAUGGUCGGACACGUGGAUGCGUCACUUUUUUUUUUACGAGCGUUGCCUUGUUGAUGACGUGCAAACCGCGGUCGCGCGCGAAAAGUAGGCUAGGAAGUGCCUCGCCGACUGUCAGUCGGCAUGCUAUUUUUGGAGGUUAGAAACACCUUUUUGGCACACACUCUGCGCUGCACGCAUACUAAAAUUUAGUAUUUUGGGCCGGGGCUUGGAAAAUGCCGGUUCAAAAGAAAACCCACAACUGAGAACCGUUAAUAGGAUUCGGAGUUUUUGCUUGCUUUGGCUUCUGUGAGGUUAUGAAAAUGGAUUAGCGAAAACGCAAAAACAAAAAAAACUGGCAACCCUAGCUGAAAAAGUUUGAUCGUCUCACAUGACGCCUGUUGCGCGCGGUCACUAAAAAGAACCCAUACAUUCCAAUUAGUCGGUAGCAGCGUGUAGUACUUAAAUGAAUUGUUUUUAUUUGCUUAACGAUCGCGCGACACGUUGUGGAGAAAUCAAAGUAGGUCUUGGGACUUCAAACAGCAGAAACAGUUUUGGUUGGUUACCCGCAGUUUUCUGCGUCGCGGUCAACGCACUCUUGGAUCGAGCAUAUCUAUCAGCUGUUCGAGUUGAUUGAUUCCCGUUCUUAUCGAGUUACUCAAAUAGCGCAGCGUCAUGGCUGUCUAAGAUUCCAGUCUGGCAACACUGUUCGGCUUUCUUUCGAUUUCAAACAGAACUAUCAAUUUUGAUUAACAAUUGUCACGCAGAUAGUUUUACUCUUUCUUCUCUCUCUUUCUCUCUCCAUGGUCGGUGGGAUCUCAAAACUCAAGACAAUUGAUUUCGAUGGUUUGUUGUCAACACACGCCAUGAAUAAGCACUAAAUCAAUUUGAAUUCACUGCACUGAUAAAAA